Gigantopelta aegis is the source of this 1723-nucleotide messenger RNA. RefSeq names its product protein Dr1-like. Gene Ontology annotation, molecular function: general transcription initiation factor activity; TBP-class protein binding; core promoter sequence-specific DNA binding. The transcript is spliced from 3 exons. Lineage: Eukaryota; Metazoa; Mollusca; Gastropoda; Neomphalida; Peltospiridae. The record is from RefSeq and is a predicted model, not a curated record. Gene Ontology annotation, cellular component: negative cofactor 2 complex. Gene Ontology annotation, biological process: RNA polymerase II preinitiation complex assembly; positive regulation of transcription by RNA polymerase II; negative regulation of transcription by RNA polymerase II. Bases 206 to 721 code for a protein of 171 amino acids.
AUCAACAUCAAGAAAAGAAGAAGAAAAAAAAAAUACAUGAAUUAUUUAUUUUCGUUUCGUUUUGUUCCAAUUUUAAAAUUUCAACAGCUAAACGUAGCAGACAGAAAUCGACGCAACGACCGAUACACAGUCUAUUUUAUUUUACAGGGAAGCAGGAAAAUCAAAGUAACGUUGUUGCGUAAAUGAUUUCACAAGAAAUUGAUCAAUGGCAGAUAGCAGGGAAAAUAAGACAGAUGAUGAUGACUUAAGUAUUCCCAGGGCUGCGUUAAAUAAAAUGAUCAAAGAACUAGUGCCGAAUAUUCGAGUUGCAAACGAAUCAAGAGAGUUGAUACUGAAUUGCUGUACAGAAUUCAUUCAUUUGGUAUCAUCUGAAGCAAAUGAAAUUUGCAACAAACAACAGAAAAAAACUAUUUCUCCAGAUCACGUUCUUUUAGCUUUAGACAGUUUAGGAUUUGGCUCCUACAAGAAUGAUGCCCAAGCUGUAUUAGUUGAGACGAAAGCUGUGGCAGCUAAAAAGAGAAGAGGCAGUUCCAGGUUGGAGAAUCUCGGCAUUCCUGAAGAAGAACUACUUCGUCAGCAGCAAGAGUUGUUUGCUAAAGCGAGGGAGGAGCAGGCCCAGCGUGACCAGUUGCAGUGGAUGCAGAUGCAGCAGGCUCUACAACAGCAACAACUACAGAUAGCCCAGCAAGACGGUGACAAUGGACAAGACGACUAUUCAUAGUACACUCAUAUACAUGUUGCCAAUAGCAACAGCACAAACAAUGGGUUGUUAAGAUACACAGCCCUAGGGAUGUUCCGGGCUCAAGUGUCACAAAUUCACAAAAUGAUCUCCAAUAUUGUUGGCAGUCCCGAGUUGUUUGCCAGUGUUGUCACAUGUGACAGAUUGUUAUCAUUUGGAUUAUAUUUUUACCAGUUGAAGAUAAUAAUUUUAGCCCUGGUAAGCCUCUCGACGGUUAGGCAAGUUUGGGUCAUAUAAAGGUGACACUUGGUGACAGUAAUUCUGUGAAGGGUUGUAUGUCUGGGCAGAUUUAGGGAAAGGCUGGCUUGUUAUUACACUCCACCCCACCCCUGUUGCCCUCCAUCACCAGCAAUAACCCGUUGGUAGUGAACUACACUCUACCCAGACUUGUAAUAUUCCAUAUGUUUAGAAGGACAUGGGAGUAAAGUGAAACAUUUAAAAGCCAUUGUUUGCCCUUUAUCAUAUGAAGGCUGGGCAUGUUAUUGCUGGUAUCCUGUCCAUGUGAAUUAAAGGAGAAAUAUUUUAAUUUGCCAUUAACCUUUUGAGAGGAUAAAGUUUGGCAAAAUGAUCCAUAUAUUUUAUAAAUAUCGAAAGUAUAGAUGAUGUUGAAUAUUCUGUUUCUUACAUUGGACAGAAAGGGUUUGUUAUGUAUCUAGGUGUACUGUUCAUGUUUUAUUAUCUUGGGAAAUGGUGUUUCUUAUUAUGUUGAUGUUGUUUUUCUUUGUUUUAAUAGUACUAUAUGUAAAAGUGUGCAUACUGGCUCUGUUAAAAGUGACGAAAAUCAUGCAUUGGAAUGACUUUACUUUUAAAUCUUGUUUGUUAAUUUGUUAACCAAUUUGUUAGGAAAGGUACUGAAAAGUGCUGCAGAAAGGGUAGAAAUGAAAUGGACCCCAAAGGAGAGAAAUGAUGAACAAAAAAGAUGUAGGAAUUUGCACCCCACCCCCACCCACCAAUGUCAAGAAAUAAAAUUAUGAAGAAACUGCU